GGCCCGCAGCGCCGCGAACCCCCUCCGGCCGCGCCCGGGCCGGCCCCCGCGGCGGGGCCGCGCUAUUUAUAGCAGGCGGCGCGGCGAUAUAAGGGAUGGCCGGCGCGGGCUGCGGGCCCGCCGGCGCUGCCCGGCCGAGGGCGCGGCCCCGCAGCUCGGCCGCUCCCGCUGAAAUGCGGCGCCCCGCGCUGGCAUGAGCCCCCCCGGCGGGAGCAGAGCGCCCCGGGCACCGCCGCUUUCCCUGGCCGCAGCUCGGUGUCGGGAAGAACGCGCUGUCGCCGACUGUCGCCGAUUGUCGCCGCGGAGCCGCCGCUCGCAGCAGCGCCGGGCGCGGGACGGACGCAGGUGCACACUGGAAGCAUGGCUACAAGUGCUGUUCCCAGUGAAAACCUCCCCACGUACAAGCUGGUGGUUGUUGGAGAUGGUGGUGUGGGGAAGAGUGCUCUCACCAUUCAGUUUUUCCAGAAGAUUUUUGUGCCAGACUAUGACCCAACUAUUGAAGACUCCUACCUGAAGCACACAGAAAUAGAUGGGCAGUGGGCAAUUCUUGAUGUUCUGGACACUGCAGGCCAGGAGGAGUUCAGUGCAAUGAGGGAGCAGUACAUGAGGACUGGAGAUGGUUUCCUGAUCGUCUACUCGGUGACAGACAAGGCCAGCUUCGAGCACGUGGACCGCUUCCACCAGCUGAUCCUCCGAGUCAAGGACAGGGAGUCUUUUCCAAUGAUUUUGGUGGCAAACAAAGUUGAUCUAAUGCACUUACGGAAAAUUACAAGAGAACAGGGGAGAGAAAUGGCAACAAAACACAACAUUCCCUAUAUAGAAACGAGUGCCAAGGACCCUCCUCUGAAUGUGGACAAGGCCUUCCAUGACCUGGUGAGGGUAAUAAGGCAACAGAUCCCAGAGAAAAGCCAGAAGAAGAAGAAAAAGACCAAAUGGCGAGGGGACAGAGCCACAGGCUCCCACAAACUCCAGUGCGUGAUUUUGUGACGGGACACCCUGGGAGUGCCUUGGACGCCUCCCUCCUCCCCUGCUGACCCCCUGCCAGCCCAGGCAAGGAGCCACAGCUGGGUGCUGCUGCCCACAGGGCCCCUGGGGCUCCCCACGGCGGCUCAGACUCGCAGGAGGCGGCUCAGAGGGUCCGGACCCCGAGAGGGGCUGCACGUCAGGGCCAGCGUGGGAGCUGUGCCAGUGGGGGCACAUUGAUCAGCAGGACCUCGACUCUCAAAGAUCCCCAGCACCUUCCAGGGGCCUCCAUGAUGCUUAUUAGGAAAAAAAAAACACCAAGGCAGAAGUUAAAAAAAAAAAAAAAAAAAGUGAUGUUUUUAUCUGCAAACAUUUCUCUUUGUGACCCAUUUCUGAACAGCCUUGAAUAGCCCCCCUGUUUGGUACAGUUGUCUGUGUAUGUGUGGGGGAAGGGAAAGGGUUUUUCUUUCUCUUAAUUUUUUUUUUUGUCCUCUUCUUCCUUUUUGUUGUUUGCUCAGCGAGUGUUGGGUCGCAAAGAAACAACGGCCAGGCUUAGAUUUUUUGCACUGGACUCCCUCUUGGGCGGCAGUGCCAAAACACAACUUCAUAUGAAAGUGCAUAGAUUUGGAGGAAGAAAAUUAAUUCCAGCUGCUCUGGGUGCUCCAGACAUUGUGUCAGACUCUGGAGGGUCGCCAGCUCACAGACCAUAAACUCCAGCUUAGGAAAGGAGGUUUGGGCUUGGAUUAUAUUUUUUUUUUUUCUUACCCUUUGUCAAGAGUUUUUGUUUCUGUUUUGUAACUUUGGACAUGUCAAACUUAAGACAUUUUGUUAACCUGGAAGUAUUUAAAUUAAAGUAAUUUACAAAUGGAA
This is a messenger RNA of Oenanthe melanoleuca, 1833 nucleotides long. RefSeq names its product muscle RAS oncogene homolog (gene MRAS). Lineage: Eukaryota; Metazoa; Chordata; Aves; Passeriformes; Muscicapidae. The coding region runs from base 361 to 987 and encodes 208 amino acids. Gene Ontology annotation, cellular component: plasma membrane. The transcript is spliced from 7 exons. Gene Ontology annotation, biological process: signal transduction. Gene Ontology annotation, molecular function: GTPase activity; GTP binding; GDP binding. The record is from RefSeq and is a predicted model, not a curated record.